AUGUCAUCGGAAUGGCCCGAUACACAAUUGUCAAAUAUACAAAAAACUUUACAAAAUAGUUGGCAAAUUCCAUAUAUAUCUUUAUAUGCUCGAAUUUUUUGUGAUGCUUUUCAACUCUUCGAUUUUCAUCAGGAGGAAUUGGAAGAUGCUUUAUUAUCUGAUAAUCCAGAUGAAAUUCAUCCAUUUCUUCAAGAACUUCUCAUAUCAUUACUUUCCGGAUUGACACGUUUGCAUGUCAAUUCGAGUAAUAUGUUUAUGAUGUUAAGUAAUGUACUUAAACGAUCUGAUUUAACAAUUGUUUCAUCUAUACCAUCAUCUAUUAUGACAAUAUCUGAUGAUACAAUAUCAACAAUAGAUUGGCAAGAAAUGGGAAUAUUUGAAAAAGUUACUGUACUUCGUGCUUUAUGCGAUGCAAGACUUGAUCGACCAGAUAUUGAACAAGUUACUGAAACUAUGUCAGCUGAUUCAAUUCGUUUUGAACCAUUUGGAGAAGAUUCACGUGGAAAUAAAUUAUGGUAUUUUGGUGAUACUCGUCUUUAUUGUGAUUCAUCAAAGAAACAUACUGAAACAUCAACGUGGGAAUGUGUAUGUCGUACAUUAGAUGAAUGGAAUAUAUUUAUUGAGAAUUUUCGUAAAUUAUGUUCAAAAAAAAAUUCAAGUCUUAAAGAUCGUAAAUUAUUAGAACGUUUAAUUACUUUAUAUACUGAAUUACCUGAUAUAUAUGCACGUAAAGAACGUGAUAGACAACGUCGUUGGACAUCUUAUGAACCUAAACGCUCAUCGACACGUCUUGAAGCUAAACGACAAAAACGUCUUGAAUUAGAAGAAAUAACACAAGAACAAAAAGUACGACAUGAAAAAUUUCUUGAAUUUAAACGACGACAAGAAGAAAUUAUUGCUAAAGAAAAAGAACGUUUAGAACGUAAUGAACGUGUUAAACGACGAGAAGAACGUGCAGAUCGUAUUCGACGUCGUGCUGCUGUUGGAUCAUUAACAGGCAUUGUUGAUGGUUCAGAGCAUUCAGAAAAUAGCAAUGCAUCAUCAACAUUAUAUGAUGAAACUAGUAAUCCAAUUGAUACCAGUGAUAUACAUCAAAAAGUUUUGACUUUAUUAAGAACAAAUGAGAACAGUUGGCCAUUUCUUGAACCUGUUACUGAAGAACUAGCACCUAAUUAUUUCUCAAUUAUAGAAAAACCAAUGGAUCUAUCGACAAUACAACAAAAAAUAACUAAUAAAGUUUAUGUUAAUAAUUCAGCUGAAUUUAAUCAAGAUAUUGAAUUAAUGGUUGCUAAUUGUGAACAGUAUAAUGGCAAACGAAGCAUUUUGGGUCGAUUAGCUAAUCGUUUUCAUCGUUAUUUUAAAGAAUGUUGGACUGAAUGUCAACCAAUAACACCACAAUUAGAUGAUGAUAUUGACGAUAUAAAUCAUCAUCGUGAUAAUCCACUUAAAAGACGUUUACAUGAAUCAACAUCAACACCAAUAACACGAGAUAAAAAUAAUAAUACAAGACCAAGAAAAAAUUAUCGACAAUUAGCUGGAUUAAGUGAUGAUGAUAAUGAUGAUGAUGAAGCUGAAUAUAUACCAAUACCAAGUUCAAAACGCGCUCGUCAUUCAACUACAUCUGUACCAAUAUAUAUAACAAUUGAUCCAAAUUCUCCAGAAUUUAUUGUCUAUCAUGAUCAUUCAUAUUUUAUACGUCAUGAAUCAAUAAAUUCAUCAACAGAUAAUAUACCUCGACGUAAAUCAUCAAUAUCAAAUACAAAAUCAAUUAUAAAUAUUCAAACUUCAACAGAACAUCACCAUCACCAACAACAACAAACUUGUUUACCUUCUGUUCAAGUUCUUAAUCGUUUACUUCUUGAACAUCAACAAAAAAUGAAAAAUUCUUCAUCAGAUUCAUCGAUUAAUCCUUCAACAUCAUCAACGAAUACUAUUGAUUUUAGUGCUAUUUUACGAGCACUCUUAGCUAAACAAGGUCAUCGUAUAACAACAACUACGACUGAAAAAAAUGUUAAUAAUAAUACAGAAAAUACUCUUUACUCAUCAUCACCUUCAUCAUUACAACCUGUUAUGAAUUCUCAAUUACAAUCUGAUUCAUCAUCAACGGCUGCAUCAUAA
Rotaria sordida is the source of this 2118-nucleotide messenger RNA. The record is from the annotation of a GenBank genome assembly. NCBI's taxonomy places the organism in Eukaryota, Metazoa, Rotifera, Eurotatoria, Philodinida, Philodinidae.